AUGGCAGAGGUCGCGCAGCCACCAGCAGAAAUCCAAGCUCGGCAAAUCACAUAUUGUGGAGUUUGCACAUUACCUCCAGAGUACUGCGAGUUCGGCGGAACGGCAAGGAAAUGUCAAGAGUGGUUGAAAGAUAACCGGCCGGACGAGUAUCAGCGGUUAUAUUCUGAUGAAACCAUAAGCGCAAACCUCUCUACCCUCUCCGUAUCCGUCCAGGAGCGCGCGGCCAAGGAUGCCGCAAAGAAGGAAGCGAAGGCGGCGGCGGCGGAAGCGCGGGAUGCAGAACGACGAGCGACGUCGAAGGUUCAGAUCAAGCGUGUCGAGCGCAACAAACGCAAGCAUGUUAGUGUUAUCACAGGGCUCGAAGUUUACGGGCUAGAGAACAAGAAAGUGGCCAAGGAGCUGGGCAAGAAGUUUGCGACGGGAUCCUCUGUCACAAAGUCCGCUUCUGGAAUCGAGGAGAUCACAGUGCAGGGUGAUGUCUGUGAGGACAUUAAGGAAUGGCUAUUGGAAAAUUAUGGGAAGGGGAUUUCUGAAUCCAACAUUGAGAUUGUGGAGGAUAAGAAGAAGAAGAAAGGCGCGGCUGAGGCCUAA
This is a messenger RNA of Aspergillus mulundensis, 591 nucleotides long. RefSeq names its product putative RNA binding protein Tma22 (gene tma22). The transcript has 4 exons. Lineage: Eukaryota; Fungi; Ascomycota; Eurotiomycetes; Eurotiales; Aspergillaceae. Gene Ontology annotation, biological process: formation of translation preinitiation complex; translation reinitiation. Bases 1 to 591 code for a protein of 196 amino acids. Gene Ontology annotation, molecular function: translation initiation factor activity; mRNA binding. The record is from RefSeq and is a predicted model, not a curated record.